UUUUAACAAUCAACAGUGUUCCUCAAAUGAGAAAUUUACUAAUUAUGUUGGCACUGGAAACAAACUCCAUGCGAAUGAAAUUGCCAAAAGUAAUAAGCUUCAAAUUCAUCUUCAUUCUUUAUUUUCUCUCCCUUCAAUUCAUCACUAUCAAAACUACCCAAGACCCAUCAUCUGCAAUUAUCUCCAGAUUCCAAGAAUACCUUCGAAUUAACACUGCUCAACCAAACCCCAAUUACUAUGAAGCUGCUGAUUUCAUCCUUUCUCAAGCUAAUACUUUAUCCCUUGAAUCUCAGACUAUUGAAUUUGUCAAGAAUAAACCCUUAAUUUUGCUCAAAUGGCCUGGCAAAAACCCCAAUUUACCCUCAGUUCUUCUCAAUUCUCACACCGACGUCGUUCCGGUGGAAUUUCAGAAGUGGGUUCAUGACCCUUUUGGUGCUCACAUUGAUUCUGAUGGAGAUAUUUAUGCCAGAGGUACUCAGGAUAUGAAAAGUGUGGGAAUGCAGUACUUAGAAGCUAUUAGGAAGCUGAAGGAUUCUGGUUUUGAGCCAAUUCGUACUAUUUAUCUAUCAUAUGUGCCGGAUGAAGAGAUUGGGGGACGCGAUGGGGCUGAGAAGCUGGCGGAGUCUGAUUUGUUUGAGGAAAUGAAUGUGGCCUUUGUGCUAGAUGAGGGCUUACCUUCACCAGAUGAGAAGUAUUUGGCAUAUAAUGGGGAGAGGUCGCCAAUGUGGCUGGUUAUCAAGGCCACUGGGGCACCUGGGCAUGGGGCAAAGCUGUAUGACAAUACUGCAAUGGAGAACUUGAUGAAGAGUGUUGAGAGUAUCAGGGGUUUUCGUGCGUCACAGUUUGAUAUGCUUAAAGCUGGCUUGAAAACUGAUGGAGAGGUGAUUUCGGUAAACUUGGUAUAUUUGAGAGCUGGCACACAAACACCUAAUGGAUUUGUCAUGAAUUUACAACCUUCUGAAGCUGAAGCUGGUAUUGACAUUCGGGUUCCACCUACAGCUGAUCAGAAAUCACUUGAAAGGCGUAUUGCUGAGGAGUGGGCUCCUGCUUCACGCAACAUGACAUUUGAGUUCAAGCAGAAGGUUCCUGUGGUUGACAAAUUUGGCAAGCCUGCUCUCACAGCUGCUGAUGAUUCAAAUCCCUGGUGGGUUCUUUUAGAAAAAGCUGUCCGCGAUUCUGGUGUUAUAGUUCGAAAGCCAGAGGUAAGCUUUGGAACAACGGAUGCUCGUUACUUUAGGCAGCAAGGUGUACCAGCUAUUGGAUUCUCUCCUAUUGCAAAUACUCCUCUCCUUCUACAUGACCACAAUGAGCACCUAAAUCAACGGGAAUAUCUUAAAGGAGUUGACACAUAUGCGUCUAUAAUCAAAGCUUAUGCUUCUUUUGCUGAGGAGACAGAAGCUAACGCUUCCAAAGCUGAGUUGUAAACGCUUCCAAAGCUGAGUUGUAAAAGAAUGUGACAGAAGAUCUCAAAGGAGUAGAUAAAAAAGCUUCUAUGUUCUAUCAUCACGGCUUAUGUAUUGUAUGCUGAGAUUGCUGACCGAUUUAUGGGAAUAAGCCGAGACUUUCUAGGAUGAAUUGUUGUAAGUGAUUGGCCCCAUCUUGCACUUGACUAUUUUGCCAGGAGCUGAUUGAAUUGGGACGGAAUCAUUUGUCGUCUCUAGGUGAAGAUUUCAAGUGAUUUCGGUCACUAUUGCAGCUACAAAAAUAAAGAACAGUUAAACUUCUUGGAACUUCUCAUGUAUCUAUUGUUAAAGGCUCAAAAAAUUUAUCACUUAGGAUUUUUUUUUAAAUAUGUUUGUACUUAGAAUAAUUCUGGGAGUUACGCUUGUUCAAUGUUUAUCUUUGAAUCUUUGAUCUUCUAUUGAGAUUUGAGAAAGGAAGUAUUGUUUUUUC
Molecule: messenger RNA, 1893 nt
Organism: Chenopodium quinoa (quinoa)
Lineage: Eukaryota; Viridiplantae; Streptophyta; Magnoliopsida; Caryophyllales; Amaranthaceae
Product: aminoacylase-1-like
Exons: 6
Coding region: 27-1424 (465 amino acids)
Biological process (GO): amino acid metabolic process
Cellular component (GO): cytoplasm
Molecular function (GO): aminoacylase activity
Source: RefSeq, a predicted model, not a curated record